Molecule: messenger RNA, 1337 nt
Organism: Tribolium madens (black flour beetle)
Lineage: Eukaryota; Metazoa; Arthropoda; Insecta; Coleoptera; Tenebrionidae
Exons: 4
Coding region: 622-1314 (230 amino acids)
Molecular function (GO): sequence-specific DNA binding
Source: RefSeq, a predicted model, not a curated record
CAAGUAGGACUCUAACUGAGGACUUUAUUUGCAGGUUAGUGUUUAGCGGUGCUUUCUUAUUGUGUUUUUGUGACAAAUAAAAUCAGCUGAAAUUGUUGUGUUUAAGUCCUUUGUGUGAAGUGUCGUCUGCGUUGAUUGACAAUAAUAAAGUCUGGGCAAUAGGCCAAAAUCGUGAACUUGUGAAAAUCGUAAAUUCCGGUAGAUGACGCGCGCAUCACGCUCCAAAAGAAACUGUAAUUUGUGAAAUUUGAAAAUCUGCAGGAAAUUAAAUGUUACAAUUGUUGCACCGUUGUCUGCGUUGAUUGACAGUAUUUGCUUAUAAAAUUUUAUAAUUUUUGAUGUUUUUGGUGUAGUUUACAAUCAACAAAAUCAAAAAAUCAAAAGUAAACAAUUACGCAUUUAUUAUUAUACAACCCAUAAAACACAAAAGUAAAUUUUUGUAUACAAAAAUUUAUCAAGGUUUCAAACCAAAAUAUACAUAUUCCAUUGGUGCGCGGACUCGUCGCUCCCCCAACGGAGAUUUUUUUGGCAUUGCCCAGACUUAAUACUGUCAAUCAACGCAGACGACGGUUAAGAAGCGCAGUAUCAAUAUCUUUCAGACGUUCCAUUAUAAUUUUUAUAAUGCCAAGUAUCAGAACUUGCUGUGUUCCAAACUGUGGGCAAGCGGAGAAAGAGGGUGUUAUUUUACAUCAAUUUCCAAAAAGUAGAGAUAAAAAAAACGAAUGGCUCAAGAGAAUAUUCGGUACCAUCGGCAAUAUACCCCCAAAUUCCGUGAUUUGUGGAAAACACUUUGAAAUAACGAGCUACUAUAAAACCAAAAAAUUGUUACCAAAUGCAGUUCCAUCCUUGCUCUUGAAUUAUAAAAGAAUUACUCGUUUUCAGCAGGAAGGAGCAGAAGUGCAGUCUGUAGUACAUUGUAAAAGAGAAAAAAGGACUUUAUUGGGUGAAACACCUGAAAUAACAACACAACAAGAAUUAGCAAUGGAGAGGACUAUUAAAACAGAAGUGGAGUCUGAUUAUGAGGUAAAUGAUUGUAUAAAAACUGAAUCAUUCUUUGAAGCGGAAGAUGUUCCUUUAAUUGAAGUAAAAACUGAAAUAUCAGAUAUAAAAACAGAAUUGGAAUCGUCACAGCCACGUUUUAUUUUGAGGGCAACUUCCGUUUCACCAGAACAUAUGCAUGGAAGUAGGAAUUUAGUCAAUGAAGAGAUUGAUAAUUGUAAAAAAAGAAUUCAUGUUCUUGAGCAGAUACAACUACGCCAAUCCAAGAAAAUCACACAGUUAGAAAAUUUAUUGCGACAUUAUACAAAUAAAUAAAUAAAUAAAUAAAUAUGAAAAUA